CGUUCUACAGUCACUGGCACCAGCUGAAAUGGCGGAGCAAGAAAAUCAACCGGACAGAAAAAGAUUCUGCUGUACGAUCUGUCUGGAUCUACUGAAGGAUCCGGUCACUACUGGCUGUGGUCACAGCUACUGCAUGAACUGUAUAAAAUCCCAUUGGGACAAUGAGGUAAGAGGAAGCUACAGCUGCCCUCAGUGUAGACAGACAUUCACACCGAGGCCUGUCCUGGUGAAAAACACCAUGUUAGCUGAUUCACUGGAGGAGCUGCAGAAGGCUGGACUCCAAGCUGCUCCUGCUGAACACUGCUAUGCUGGACCUGGAGAUGUGGCCUGUGAUGUCUGCACUGGGAGAAAACUGAAAGCUCUCAAGUCCUGUUUGGUUUGUUUGGCCUCUUAUUGUGAGAAACACCUCCAGCGUCAUCUUCAGUCAGCUCCAUUGAAGAAGCACAAGCUGGUGGAGCCCUCGGAGAAGCUCCAGGAAAACAUAUGCUCUCGUCACGAUGAGGUGAUGAAGAUGUUCUGCCGCACUGAUCAGCAGUGUAUCUGUUAUCUCUGCUCUUUGGAGGAACAUAAAGACCACGACACAGUGUCAGCUGCAGAAGAAAGGAUAGAGAGGCAGAGAGAGCUCGGGCUGAGGAGACAAUCGAUCCAAGAGAGAGUCCAGCACACAGAGAAAUAUGUGAAUCUGCUUCAACAGAAGGAGAAGGCCGUCAAUGUCUCUGCUGAUAAAGCAGUGGUGGAUAGUGAGAAGAUUUUCACUGAGCUGAUCCAUCUGCUGGAGACAAGAAGCUCUGAUGUGAAGCAGCAGAUCAGAUCCCAGCAGGAAACUGAAGUGAGUCGAGUCAGAGAGCUUCAGGAGAGACUGAAGCAGAUCACUGAGCUGAAGAGGAAAGACCAUGAACUGAAGCAGCUCUCAGACACAAAGGAUCACAACCAGUUUCUACGCAACUACCCCUCGCUGUCGCCACUCAGUGAAUCUACACACUCACCCAGCAUCAGGAUCCUUCCAUUGAAGAACUUUGAGGACGUGACAGCAGCUGUGUCACAGGUCAGAGGUCGACUGCAGGACAUUCUGAGUGAGACAGAGACAGAGAUUUUACAGAUUUUGUCUCUAGUGGAUGUUUUAAUGCCACAACCAGGGCCAGAGACCAGAGCUGACUUCUUAAAAUAUUCGCAGGAAAUCAUACUGGAUCCAAACACAGCAAACAGAUAUCUCUUAUUAUCUGAGGGAAACAGAAAAGUAACACAUAUUAUUCUUAUCACCGAGACAGAUUCACUGGUCUAUCCAAUUGAGCGAAGAAGAAUUUUACUUCCUGAGAGUCUGACUGGACGUUGUUACUGGGAGGUGGAGGUGGAUGUGGGGGGGAUAGCAGGAGUUGGUGUAGCAGUCACAUACAAGAAUAUCAGCAGAGCAGGAAACUCAAAUGAAUGUGAAUUUGGAUGCAAUGAUAAAUCUUGGUCAUUAUCUUGUUAUAGAACCAGAUAUAUAUUUCAUUACAACAGGAUCAUGACUCCAGUGUCAGGUCCCCGGUCCUCCAGAGUAGGAGUGUACCUGGAUCAUAGUGCAGGUGUCCUGUCCUUCUACAGCGUCUCUGACACCAUGACUCUCCUCCACAGUCCAGACCACAUUCACUCAGCCUCUCUAUGCUGGAGUUUGGGUUUAUUGUUAUCCCGGAGACACAGCUGA
Pleuronectes platessa (European plaice) is the source of this 1684-nucleotide messenger RNA. RefSeq names its product tripartite motif-containing protein 16-like. The coding region runs from base 29 to 1684 and encodes 551 amino acids. Lineage: Eukaryota; Metazoa; Chordata; Actinopteri; Pleuronectiformes; Pleuronectidae. Gene Ontology annotation, molecular function: zinc ion binding; protein binding. The transcript has 3 exons. The record is from RefSeq and is a predicted model, not a curated record.